Molecule: messenger RNA, 1102 nt
Organism: Dicrocoelium dendriticum
Lineage: Eukaryota; Metazoa; Platyhelminthes; Trematoda; Plagiorchiida; Dicrocoeliidae
Source: the annotation of a GenBank genome assembly
GGCCCAAGCGCUGUUCGCCUUUUGUGACAUCCGUCGCUCGAUGGACAAUGGCUGCUGUACCGCGACCUUACACUCCGCGGUCUGGAGAUUCUGCGGACAAUGAGGACGGUGCGGCAAUAGUGGGUGCAUCACGGAUUAUCUUGAUGCCCGUGGAUGGAAGCGAACAUAGCGAGAGGGCAUUUAUGUGGUACUUGGAUAAUAUUAUGAAACCGGGGGAUGGGCUAUACUUAACUCAUAUCGUUGAACCAUUGUCGCCUGGAAUGAAUUACUCACUUGCCAGCAAGUCACCAGCAAUGAAAGAAGACUUCACUCGACAUAUAAAUGAACUAGUCGACACCGGACGAUCUUUGAAGAGUAAAUUUCUGUCUCGUUGCGAAACUCAACAGCUCCAAGCCAGAUUUAGCAUUCACGUGGGCACAAAGCCGGGUGAACAUAUUGUCCGAUUGGCACAAGACCAAAAUGCCCACAUGAUCAUCAUCGGAAACCGCGGAAUAGGAAGUAUGAAAAGAGCGUUACUUGGAAGUGUGAGCGAUUAUGUCCUGCACAACGCCAAGGUACCCGUGGUGGUCGUGCCACCGGUGAAAGUGUCCAAAAAGAAGUAAUUUCGAAUAAAGAUGCAUAGCGUGUUAGUGGACUGUUCAGUCAAUUCUUUUACUGCCUCUCAGAUCCAGUCGUUGGCCAUCAUUCUUGCCAUGUUCCAAAGUACUGGUGAGCACUGUCUCUACCAUUUGUUUAUAUUGGUUGUAAUAAUGAUAUUAUCUGCCACAUGUGAGGAUGCUUAUCACUGACUUAGUGGAUAUGCUGAAUCUAAGUAGCGGUGUUCGGUAUGAUAACCGGACUGACGCGUUUAUUUGCGCGCCAGCUUGAUGGACCAGAUAAGACGAAAUGUAGGGCUCCGUUUACCGGUUUGGUAAAGUUGCAUUCCCCAUCGCUUUUUGCAAAUUUGGCCUUCAGGGUCAUCUUGUUGUUGUAACCGUUGGAAACAAUGUUAAAAAUUCUUGUUCCCUUUCUCAAUCCGCUGCUUUCGUUUUGAAGAGAAUACACACCGCCGACCUAAUUACCUGUUUGGAGGUUUCACUUCCCCCAUCCAACAGGUCUUUGU